This is a messenger RNA of Pseudophryne corroboree (corroboree frog), 1252 nucleotides long. RefSeq names its product protein-L-isoaspartate(D-aspartate) O-methyltransferase-like. NCBI's taxonomy places the organism in Eukaryota, Metazoa, Chordata, Amphibia, Anura, Myobatrachidae. The transcript is spliced from 10 exons. Bases 180 to 929 code for a protein of 249 amino acids. Gene Ontology annotation, biological process: protein modification process. Gene Ontology annotation, molecular function: protein-L-isoaspartate (D-aspartate) O-methyltransferase activity. The record is from RefSeq and is a predicted model, not a curated record. Gene Ontology annotation, cellular component: cytoplasm.
GCAACUUGUGUCAUAGCAACUGUCAAAAGCCUCUCACGUCGUCUUUUUCUUACGGUUGUGUCGCGAAGUCCAAUGUGGGUGUGCAGGUGCUUGAGGCCUAAAUUCCUAUUGAAGUUGCUGUUCUGCUGAAUUCAUAUAGAAACAGAGCUGGCUGUGGAUCGUCUCUUCGGUCCUGUGACAUGAGCAAUUUUAUACGACUUGCCACAAUAACUUUACCAUUUGGACUCCUAUUUACAAGAGCUAUGGCUUGGACUUCUAGUGGGAAAACACACAUUGAUCUCAUCAACAAUCUUAAAAAAAAUGGAGUGAUCCAGUCUCAGCGUGUGUAUGAUGUUCUUAUGGCUACUGAUCGAGCACAUUAUAUCCAGAAUUUCCCAUAUAUGGAUUCGCCCCAGAGUAUAGGGUAUAAGGCUACAAUUAGUGCACCACACAUGCAUGCACACGCCCUGGAGUUGUUAGAAGAUAAGCUGGUGGUUGGGGCCAGAGCACUGGAUGUUGGCUCUGGGAGUGGAUACCUCACUGCCUGUUUUGCCAGAAUGGUAGGCCUCACUGGAAAGGUUAUUGGCAUAGAGCAUAUCGAUCAACUUGUCCAUGAAGCUACACAGAACGUCCUGCGAGAUGAUCCAACAUUACUAAGAUCUAGACUAAUUAAAUUUGUCGUGGGUGAUGGCAGAUUUGGCUAUAGUGAAGAAGGCCCAUAUGAUGCGAUUCAUGUUGGUGCAGCAGCAGCAACAGUGCCACAGGAGCUGCUGAAUCAGCUAAAGCCAGGGGGCAGGCUGAUUUUACCUGUGGGACCAGAAGGAGGAAGCCAGGUUAUGGAGCAAUAUGACAAAGACAGCGAUGGGAAUUUCACCAAAGUUCGCUUAAUGGGUGUGAUGUAUGUUCCUCUGACGGACAAAAAAAGGCAAUGGCCAAAGGAUGAUCUGUGAAGCUUGUUGCUCUCUUAUCUGGUUUCCAGGAUGAUACUGAAAUAUAUCCCAAGAGCAAUCUCGUCGCCAUACACAGACUCUGCAGGGUCAGAGAUGGGGCUGGGCUGUACAUGACCCAUAUUUAUAAAUUGGUUAAUAAAAGGGCUACAGCCCAGGGUGCUUAGUUACUUGAGAAUGUUGAAACCCAUAGAUUUGUUUAAAUCAGAGAAUUGAUUUGAACUAGAAAUUAAAUGUUCCAUUAUUGCAAUGAAAUGAUCUAGACUGACCUUGGUCAUGUAGAUGAAUCUAAAUAAGCAACAUUAAAGAGUGCAGACUGAGUGACA